Messenger RNA from Labrus bergylta (ballan wrasse), 3733 nucleotides. RefSeq names its product protein phosphatase PTC7 homolog. Gene Ontology annotation, cellular component: mitochondrion. NCBI's taxonomy places the organism in Eukaryota, Metazoa, Chordata, Actinopteri, Labriformes, Labridae. Gene Ontology annotation, biological process: protein dephosphorylation. Gene Ontology annotation, molecular function: protein serine/threonine phosphatase activity. The record is from RefSeq and is a predicted model, not a curated record.
CUGCUCUGCCAUUGGAUGGUGUCGUUAAAUCGUAAGCGUCACGAUUCUACACGGCGAAAAACACCCGUAUGUACUCGCAGCUUUAUGUCCGGUACGAUAGUGGAAACAUGUCUGGAAGGAGGGAGCCAAGCGGAGGAACAUCGUUUAUGAAAUUCUCACCUGAGUCAUAAACUGCACUUUGACCAGGCAGGGCGGACGGUGGCUUUUUUUUUUUUUUUUUAACAUUUCACGAGGAGCCAAAUUGUUAUUUCACGGAAGCGGGACAGUGCGGACCGAAUGGACGGAUAAAGAAAGAACCGGUGCUUGAUCUGAAGAAGCAGCCUAACAGGCAGGCGGGACCGGGACCGGGUAGAGAGAGAGAGAGGGAGGGAGAGAGAGAGAGAGAGAGCGUCUCUACACAAGACAGGGGUAUCCUUGCAAGGGGAUGUUAUCCGUACUGUCUUAUGGCAGACUGGUUGCCAGGGCUGUCCUCGGCGGACUCUCUCAGACGGACGGUCGGGACUACAGCCUGAUCAGCGCCAGUUGUGGUUUCGGUAAAGACUUCCGAAAGGGGAUCCUGAAGAAAGGGAUGUGCUACGGCGACGAUGCCUGCUUCAUUGCACGGAACAGGGCAGCAGAUGUUUUGGGGGUUGCAGACGGCGUUGGUGGUUGGCGUGAUUAUGGCGUGGACCCUUCUCAGUUCUCUGCCACCUUAAUGAGAACCUGUGAGCGACUUGUGAAGGAGGGACGCUUCACUCCAAGUAGUCCAGUGGGUAUCCUGACCUCUGGCUACUACGAGCUUCUACAGAACAAAGUCCCCCUACUAGGGAGCAGUACAGCCUGUAUCGUGGUCUUGGACCGACGGAGUCACCGGCUACACACAUGCAACCUUGGUGACUCCGGCUUCCUGGUGGUUCGGGGAGGAGAGGUGGUUCAUCGCUCAGACGAGCAGCAGCACUACUUCAACACGCCCUUCCAGCUGUCCAUCGCUCCUCCAGGAGCUGAGGGAGUGGUGCUCAGCGACAGUCCUGAAGCAGCGGACAGCUCCUCUUUUGAUGUGCAGCUUGGUGACAUCAUUUUAACGGCAACUGACGGCCUCUUUGACAACAUGCCGGACUACAUGAUUCUGCAGGAGCUAAAAAAACUCAAGACUACAAACUAUGACAGCAUCCUGCAGACUGCACAGAGUAUUGCAAAGCAAGCUCAUGACCUUGCUUACGACCCCAACUAUAUGUCGCCUUUCGCACAGUUUGCCUGUGACAAUGGCCUGAAUGUAAGAGGGGGGAAGCCAGAUGACAUCACGGUGCUGCUGUCCAUAGUGGCGGAAUACACAGACUGAAAAUAUGUGUGUGUGUGUGUGCGCGCGCUUCUCUGGGGCUGGUCCUUCCCUCUUGUCUGCCUGAGUCUUCCACCUGCGGCCCUCCCCCCUUAAAAAAAUGCACCGCAUCCUGUGGGCUGACAGGGAAGGCCCUUUAACUCGUCGCACACUCCCUAGCCGGGGGGCUGAUGUUCAACUGUGUACAUCUUUAGUUCCCUUCCUCUGUUUUGCUUCGGUGCUCCAACGGUUAAGGGGAAGCAGACAUAAAGGACCAUUUUCAUGUUGAUCAUGAUGCAGGAGGAGCCGAGUACAGUGGCCUGAGGGAUGCCUUUCAGUCUUGCAUGUCCCACUGCACUGCAUCAACACUUCUUUGGUAAUGGGACUGUUUUGUCUGACUGAGGGCUUUAAAACCUGGAAGCCUCUCUGUGUAAAAAAAAAAAAAGUGAAAUAAUAAGAGGUGUAAGCCAUGGUGUGGAUCCUUAAGAGAGUAGUGAUAGUGUUGACUUUGAACCCGGCAAUCUGUCUCCGUUGUUCCAAUCUGUUCCUUGUUGUAAACGUGUUUGAACAAAGCAUAUAGAUGGACUGAGGAAGCUGAUACUGGGUGUGGAGAGGGCCUUAUUAAAAAAAAUAAUGUUCAGAGUUUGGUUUGGGAAUGUGAGCGAUGGUAGAGCUAACGAGUAAAAGCUCAGAUUAAAUGAAUAUGUAAAGGAAACUAACACUUGUUUGAGUUUCACUUGAAGGUUGAUCCGUUUUCGUCACUUUGCUUGGGGGUCUGUUGGUGCGCACACCCUGAUAAGUUGUAAAUAUUCUUGUGUUUUUAGGGCUACGUUCAGGCCUUUCUGUUGUCUUUGCUUUGGGUGUUAAAGCAAUUAUUUGGUUACAAUUGUGGAAGAUGUACACAUGCAUUCAUAACUAUAUUUUUCUUGUAUAGAUGUUGAUCUUGGAGUGAGCUUUAUCUACCCCACACUUCCACUUGCUGAAAUGAACAAGAAGAUAAUGUGUCGAGAUUGCUUGUUGCCGUGUCCAUGUGGGAGGAAAGCUGUGAAAAGUGUGUGCGUGCAUGUGUUUGGCAUACAUGUGAUAUAUUGUGGUUGGAGUGGGUGGUGUAUUUAAUGUAAACAUCUGAUGUCUCACAAAGCUAAAUCUAGCAUCUGGGAAUGCUUACUAAUGCAAUGAUAGGUCAGGCGUGAAUUUUAAAGGAAAAGAUGUAUUUUUUUAACAUUAUUUAGUUUUAAAGUUAGAGUUUGAAUUGUCUGUGUGAUGGAUGACAAAAGAUCCUGCUAUCUUUAGAGUCAGGUGUCUGUGUGGGUGUGUACUCUGUUUGUUCCUAUGUUCCUUAUUUCCCUUUACAUUUGUUUGCUGCUCCCAGUGAAGAUGUCUGUACUCAACUUGACAUGAUUUAUAUAAACGCAAUCACCAUGAUUGUAAUAUGUGUGCCGCAUCACAUUACAUUAAUCAAAGACAAUGAUAAUACUGUUCUGCCUGUGAUAGUCCAUCCUUUUGUCUAACAGCUCACCCAAGUGGUUUGGACAAUGUCUUCAAGGUGAAAAAGUAGGUGCACCAAAGACACAUUUUCUAUGUGUAUGUAAUUAUGCUUUGUUGUUAAAAACAUCAGACAGCAAUACUGUAAACUCCAUGUGCUCUGAGUUUCGUGUGAUGACCAGAAGUGUGGGUGGAAAUGUUCAGAGGGACAUACAAAUAUAUUUUCUAUGCUUACAGUUGUUUUAUCAGAACAAAAAGAGUGUACCAUAUUUAAGUUAUAUGUGACUGGUUGCAACAAAAUACAAGACAGGUUUAUGAAACCAAAGAAGGAAAGCCAUAUUUAGACACAUGAUUGCUCCGUGAGCCCUGCUGUUAAAACAUGUUUUUUUCCCCCUCAUAUACUUAAUGGUGGCAAUGAUAUCUGUCCGUCUUGCACUGUUCUUCUGCAUGGUUUCUACACAUAGAGGCACUGUUUAAGAAAGUUCAGUUGCUCCUGCUGUUAGAAUGGUUUAUAAAUGUUGUAGAAUGGUUCUUGUAUUUUCUUCAGUGAUAGCCCUAUGUUUGACAGAAAGAUGGAUCCCACAUGCAAAAAGAAGCGGUGGUGAAGGAGGUAAUGGUGCUGUGAACUUACAGUAUGAGGGUGAGCACAGUUUCAGCCUUAACAAAUAGCUAGACCUGUAAUCAAGAGGCCUUUCCUGUCAUUGCAAGCUUGUUUCAUCUCGGUCAUGUUGUUCAGCAUUUGAUGUAAAUGAAGUCUGCCCGUAUGUAUCUGUAAAGCUGUUCUCAAAGGUGCUUCUGCAGUCCGUAUGUUAUGAUUGUCAUCUUUUCAGCAAGCAAUGUUUGUGUGUAUGGAAGAUACACGUGUCUAAUGUGUACCAAUGCAGGUCUAAUUUCUGUAAAUAUGUUUAAAAAUAUGUACAAUAUUUAAAUAAAGAAUCUAGUAUUUAUACUAAA